AAUGAUAAGAGAGAGAGGGGGGAUGGGGGUUACACUGAGCUGGUAACAAGGGUAUAAAAGAGCCAGGACCAAAAGAAGACAAAGUACACAGGCGCCAACUUGUCCAGAAACCAGACCCGCAAACAUACAGAAUGUCUCAGUCAGAGGUUAAGAAGAAGAAGAGGCCAGUUGUAAAGGAGGAGGACCUGAAAGGAGCCCGCAGUAAACUGGGGCUGAAGGGAGAGGUCAAGAGCAAAACAUACGAGGUCAUGGUGGAGUGUGAGCGCAUGGGGAAGGUGGCGCCAUCUGUUUUCAGUGGAGUAGGAUCUGGAAGCGAGACGGUGCUUGAGAAACCCAAGCCUCCAUCAGGAAGCGUGUUUGGCAAAUGAGUGCAGAAUGGACAAAUGGACUCUGGGUUUUAAAUGCAUGUCCAUGAGCACAUAGAGUACACUUUUGGCAUCCACAUCAUGAAUCAAUCAGCUGUAAUUUGGAUAAUUAUGUCGCAUUUUUGUAAGUAUUAGUAUAUGUUUUUUUUAUAUAUUUUUUGUUGCACUUAAAAAAAAAAAAAAAAAAACCUUGUCUCUAGUGUCAUGUUUUAUAUAUUUAAAAAAAUUGCUAAAAGUGUCUCAGAGUCACCAAGUAUGAUUUCUCUGACAUGCCACAUACAAACAAGUCUGUCAUUUCAAACCAUGUGAACAAAUAUUACAUUAGUGGUUUAAUGAAAUGGUUGCUUGUACAAAUUUGAGGAAGAAUGGUAGAGUACAAAUUGAAAAAGGUGCUCAUUAAAGGAUGUAGUCAUCUAAGAUUUCUAAGAUUUGAAAUUCUAUUUGGAUGGCUGUUUAGUACAUCUGUAAGAAUUUCAACAUCACCAGUAAAGCAACUCCACAACUGCGUGAUGUCUUGUCAGGGAUAUUCCCAUCAGCUGAUAAAGUGACAAAACAACAUAGACCCAAAGUCCAGCUGUAAAUUAAUUUAUCAGAUAUUCUGCUAUGACUUGGAUAAAUAAAAAUCUUCCUACUGUGUAA
Molecule: messenger RNA, 1004 nt
Organism: Cyprinus carpio (common carp)
Lineage: Eukaryota; Metazoa; Chordata; Actinopteri; Cypriniformes; Cyprinidae
Product: musculoskeletal embryonic nuclear protein 1-like
Biological process (GO): tissue regeneration; chondrocyte differentiation; chondrocyte proliferation
Cellular component (GO): nucleus
Source: RefSeq, a predicted model, not a curated record